CACACACACACUCAUCUUUUCACAGGCUUCAACGUGGAGGUAAAGAAAGUAAAACACAAAGCAGAGAGCAAUGGACUCUCUUUCUUCCUCCUCCUUUAUCUCCACAUUCUCUCCUUCAUCCUCUCUUCUUCUUCACCGCCCAUCCUCCUCUCGCCGUCUCCUCCGUGUCAACUCCGCCGUCGUCGAAGAACGAUCGCCCAUCAUUAGUAACCCAACCCAAAACAAUGACUCCCCGACCAAACCUAAGAAACCACUCUACACUCGAACCAACAACCGCACCGCAGUUUCAUCUCCCUCCAAACCCCGACCGCAAACGUCUCUCGCAACGGCUCUCUUCACCACCUUCGAAGAAGUCAUCAACACGUUCAUCGACCCACCGUCACGUCCUUCCGUAGAUCCAAAACACGUCCUCUCGGACAACUUCGCUCCCGUCCUCGACGAGCUUCCCCCCACCGAGUGCGAGAUCAUCCACGGCUCUCUUCCUCCGUCUCUAAACGGCGCUUACAUCCGUAACGGCCCCAACCCGCAGUUCCUCCCUCGUGGUCCCUACCACCUGUUCGACGGUGACGGUAUGCUUCACGCGAUUCGCAUCCGCGACGGUAAAGCCACGCUCUGCAGCAGAUACGUCAAGACUUACAAGUACAGCGUCGAGAAACAAACCGGUUCUCCGGUUAUCCCUAACGUGUUUUCGGGAUUUAACGGCGUACCGGCCUCGAUGGCUCGCGGAGCUUUAUCGGCGCUUAGGGUUUUAGCUGGACAGUUUAAUCCCAUCAACGGCAUUGGUCUAGCGAACACGAGUCUCGCCUUCUUCUGUAACCGUCUCUUCGCGUUAGGAGAAUCCGAUCUCCCGUACGCCGUUCGAUUAACCGAGAGCGGAGAUAUCGUUACGAUCGGACGGCACGAUUUCGACGGGAAGUUAGCGAUGAGCAUGACAGCUCACCCGAAAACCGAUCCCGAAACCGGAGAGACGUUCGCUUUCCGGUACGGUCCGGUUCCCCCGUUUCUAACGUUUUUCCGGUUCGAUUCGACCGGGAAGAAGCAAAAAGACGUUCCGGUUUUCUCCAUGACCUCGCCCUCGUUCCUUCACGACUUCGCGAUCACGAAGCGCCACGCGAUCUUCUCGGAGAUUCAGAUUAAGAUGAGGAUGGACUCGAUGCUCGAGGGAGGAUCUCCCGUCGGCGCCGAUAACGGCAAAACGCCGCGGCUCGGAGUGAUCCCGCGUUACGCCGAGGACGAAUCGGAGAUGAAGUGGUUCGAGGUUCCCGGGUUCAACAUCAUCCACGCCAUCAACGCCUGGGACGAAGACGACGGAGACGCCGUCGUCCUGAUCGCUCCCAACAUCAUGUCGAUCGAGCACACGCUGGAGAGGAUGGAGCUCGUCCACGCCCUCGUGGAGAAGGUGAGGAUCGAUCUCGUCACCGGGAUCGUGACGCGCCACCCGAUCUCCGCCAGGAACCUCGAUUUCGCCGUCGUCAAUCCGGCGUUCAUCGGGAGACGGAACCGGUACGUCUACGCGGCGAUCGGAGACCCGAUGCCGAAGAUCUCCGGGGUGGUGAAGCUCGACGUGGCGAGAGGAGACGGGGACGACUGCACGGUGGCGCGUAGGAUGUACGGUCCGGGAUGUUACGGAGGGGAGCCGUUUUUCGUGGCUAGGGAUCCUGGUGAUCCGGAGGCGGAGGAGGAUGACGGUUACGUGGUGACGUAUGUUCAUGACGAGGUGGCGGGAGAGUCGAGGUUUCUUGUGAUGGACGCCAAGUCUCCCGAGCUUGAAGUCGUGGCCGCGGUGAGGUUGCCGCGAAGAGUUCCGUACGGAUUCCAUGGUCUAUUUGUUAAGGAGAGUGAUCUUAAUAAGCUUUAACUAUAGUCUAUAGCUAAAACUAAAAACAAAGGAUUAAGUUCUUAAUCACGUUCCGUGUAAUGGAAACAGAACAUAUUAUAUAGUGUUUGUUGUUGCAUUUUAAACAUUAUAGUAUAGAUAUAGUUUGGUAGUGGUCGAAUGUAUAUAAAAAAUAUCAAAGCCUGUUAAUAAAAAAACGUAUUAUGCUU
Molecule: messenger RNA, 2046 nt
Organism: Raphanus sativus (radish)
Lineage: Eukaryota; Viridiplantae; Streptophyta; Magnoliopsida; Brassicales; Brassicaceae
Product: probable carotenoid cleavage dioxygenase 4, chloroplastic
Biological process (GO): carotene catabolic process
Cellular component (GO): chloroplast stroma
Molecular function (GO): carotenoid dioxygenase activity
Source: RefSeq, a predicted model, not a curated record